UCCUCGGCGGCGAUUCGAUUGCAGAAACAUUCCGAUGGAUCUGCUCAGGCAAGAGAUUCUGAAGAAGAGGCAGUCUCUCUCCGAGGAAGCUGGUGGCAAGAAGUUCUACAAACGAUCCGAUAUCGAGCAGAAGAAACUCCAGAAGCUUCGCGAGGAAGAGCGACGCGAGCAUGAGCUCAAGGCCCAGCGAAGAUCCGCCGCCGCUGCAUCUAUCAGCGGUGGUAAAUCAUCCGGCGAUUCAUCUGCUCCUGGCUCUUCCACGGCAUCGGAGACAGCUGCGAUCGCUGAUUCCAAAUCCCUAACCGACGAGAAGAACAUCGAAACCCUAGAUCUUCCGAGGCAUGAAGUGAUUCGCAGAUUGAGAAUCCUCAAGCAGCCGAUGACUCUCUUCGGGGAAGACGAUCAAGCUCGUCUCGAUCGGCUCAAGUACGUGCUGAAGGAAGGCUUGUUCGACGUUGACAGCGAUGUCACCGAUGGACAGACGAACGAUUUCUUGCGGGACAUCUCUGAGCUGAAGAAGCGGCAGAAGAGUGGUAUCAUGAUGGGAGAUAGGAAGAGGAAGAAGAGUACUAGAGAUGAGGAAGGUGAUAGAGGGGAAGCGAGGGAUGAUGAGAUUAGUGGCGAGUCUAGUGAUGUUGAUGCUGAUAAGGAUUUGAAGCGUUUGAAGUCUAACUUCGAGGAUCUUUGCGAUGAGGAUAAGAUUCUUGUGUUCUACAAGAAGCUGUUGAUUGAGUGGAAGCAGGAGCUUGAUGCUGUGGAGAACACUGAGAGGAGAACUGCUAAAGGGAAGAAGAAUGUAGCCACUUUUAAGCAGUGUGCUAGGUAUCUUACUCCUCUCUUCAACUUAUGCAGGAAGAAGGGAUUGCCAUCUGAUAUUCGUCAAGCUUUAAUGGUGAUGGUUAACCACUGCAUAAAGCGAGACUACCUCGCUGCAAUGGAUCACUACAUCAAACUAGCCAUAGGAAAUGCACCAUGGCCCAUCGGUGUGACUAUGGUUGGUAUCCACGAACGUUCCGCGCGAGAGAAGAUUCACACCAACAGUGUUGCUCACAUCAUGAAUGACGAGACCACUCGCAAGUAUCUUCAGUCGGUUAAAAGACUAAUGACGUUCUGCCAGAGACGUUAUCCGACUAUGCCUUCUAAAGCCGUUGAGUUCAAUAGCUUAGCCAACGGAAGUGAUUUACAGUCUCUCCUCGCUGAAGAGAGGUACUUUGGUGGUGAUCGUGGACAAGUCUCGGAAGAGAGACUACGCCUCAUGGCUCCCCUGAACGACAACUAGUGUUUGCAUCUUUACUGUGUUGUAAUGUCUUAAACCUUUUCUAAGAUUGUAAUGAAAGAUUAACUAAUGUUGUGAUCUUAUAAAGUAUCUUCUUUAGUAGUUGACAA
Molecule: messenger RNA, 1386 nt
Organism: Brassica oleracea var. oleracea
Lineage: Eukaryota; Viridiplantae; Streptophyta; Magnoliopsida; Brassicales; Brassicaceae
Product: pre-mRNA-splicing factor 18-like
Exons: 2
Coding region: 35-1279 (414 amino acids)
Biological process (GO): RNA splicing; generation of catalytic spliceosome for second transesterification step
Cellular component (GO): U2-type post-spliceosomal complex; U4/U6 x U5 tri-snRNP complex; U5 snRNP
Source: RefSeq, a predicted model, not a curated record